Molecule: messenger RNA, 1647 nt
Organism: Arvicola amphibius (Eurasian water vole)
Lineage: Eukaryota; Metazoa; Chordata; Mammalia; Rodentia; Cricetidae
Gene: C10H12orf43
Product: chromosome 10 C12orf43 homolog
Exons: 6
Coding region: 1-783 (260 amino acids)
Biological process (GO): Spemann organizer formation; Wnt signaling pathway; negative regulation of Wnt signaling pathway
Source: RefSeq, a predicted model, not a curated record
AUGGUGGCGCCCGGUGGUGCCAUGAGCGAUUCUGAGAGCUGCAGCAGUAGCAACAGCGAAGCAGAGGAGCUGGAGCGAUGCCGCGAGGCGGCGAUGCCCGCCUGGGGGCUGGAGCAGCGCCCGCAGUGGGCAGAGAAACCUAGAACCGAUGCUGCAGGUAAACAGGUACCAGCAUCCCAGCCAAGCCACAGGCGCGAGGUGAACAAGCAUGACGAAGAUGGCAAUGAGCUUCAGACCACACCUGAGUUCCGAGCCUUUGUGGCCAAGAAGCUGGGAGCCAUGCUGGACAGCUCCAUCACCGUCUCAGAAGUGUGGAAGAAGCCAUGCAAAGCAGAGGUGCAGCCCGUGGCAGAGGCGGAGGACGGCUUCCGCCUUUUCUUCACAUCUAUCCCCGGAGCCCACAAGAAGGAAGCUUCUCCAAAACCCUGCCGAAAACGCCAGCCCCCCAGCUCCAGCAGUGAGGACAGUGACGAGGAGUGGCAGCGGUGCCGGGAGGCGGCUGUGUCUGCUUCAGACAUUCUCCAGGAGUCAGCCAUACACUGUGCUGCCGAGGUGGAGAAGGAGGCGGAGAAGAAGAAAUUGAAAAAGAAAGCCAAGAAGAAGGCUGACAUUGACUUAACCGGAGCCACAGGCCUGAAACAGGUAAAGGAGGCAGGCAGCAUCAAUGAGGACCCAGCAUCACUUGGGACCAAAAAGAAGAAAAAGAAGAAAAAGGCCAAGAAAGCCAGGGAGGCUUCCCUGAGCCUACCAGCAGGGUGUGCAGCAGCUGGGCCUGAAGACUGACUCCAGGCUGCAGGCCUAUGGCCACCCGCUCUUGAGGAUGAGGCGCAUGUGGAGUCCAGGCAAAGCUAAGCCACUCUCCAGGUCCAGCACCGCCUCCACCCACAGUGACUUUAGCUGGGCUUGCCCACGAGUCCGAAGGAGUGGAUGCCUGAGCAAGAGGGUGGGCUUGUGGUUCCAGAACAUUCUAUUACCUCAGGACGGAGGGCGCUUCCAGUUUUUAAGACUGAGUCUUAGAGUUUCCAUCUCCCCUACCUGCCCAGCCAGGUGUGACAAGUGAUCUUUAGAAAUGAGGGGAGGGGUCUCCAGGGCACUGAGGCCCAGGAAAAGUUUUGUGCCCUCCCCGCCCACACAGACUCAACAGCAUUGCCAGGAAAAGAAGGAGAGAUACCCCCUCCUUUUUUCCCCAGAAUUUUCUUACUCCAAAAUUUUUAAUAUACCAUCCAUAAAAACAUGCCUAAGUCAGGUCAGUUACUGCAUCAGGUGCAAGAGUACUGGGGACCUAACUUAAUUUAGGGUACAGGCGUGGCUGCAAGGCCCCAAGUAAGUUCUGUCCCCAGCACCAAAGAGAAAAGGGAAAAUAAAUUAUCAGGUGACCCAAGAUGUAGCCUAGGGACUGCCCCUGCUUGGUGCUGACCCUCUCUGUUUUAUUGUUUGUCUGAAAGAGUUUCUGUGUAGCUCAGACUGGCCUGAGGCCGCCAGUCUCCUGCUUCUGCCUCCUGAGUAGGGAGACAGGAAUGUGCCAUCAGUGCUGUGGUGUUUGGUGAUCACGCUUACUCGGCAAGUGUUCUACCACUGAACCACAUCCUCAGUGCUGAAAGUUAGGGGACAUUUUAAAUAAAAACCACAUGUGGGAGCCUCCCAUCC